Molecule: messenger RNA, 3631 nt
Organism: Schistosoma margrebowiei
Lineage: Eukaryota; Metazoa; Platyhelminthes; Trematoda; Strigeidida; Schistosomatidae
Source: the annotation of a GenBank genome assembly
AUGUAUGAUAUGUUAUCAAUGUGUUCAUAUUUCUUUAUUGAAUAUUGGAUAAUACUAUUUAUAAAUUUUGUAUUGACUUAUCAACAAACUACUCACCAUAAAAAUGAUCAACCUAUUCCUGUUAAUCACAAUAAUGUUUUGAUUCCACAUGAACAACAAGUUUACAGAUAUAUCAUGAACAAUUAUGAGCCAUCUGUAAGACCGUUGAAAAACAUAUCCGAAAAGUUAACAGUGAAGAUACGUAUACGCUUACAACAAAUCAGUGGUUUGGAUGAGCGCAAUCAAGUGUUGACAACUAUACUAUUCCUUGAGCAGAUAUGGGAAGAUGAGUAUUUAAAAUGGAAUGAACCGGAAUUCGGAAAUGUAAGAACUUUGCGUGUACCAGCUGAGCAAGUAUGGACUCCAGAUACUUAUGUAUUUAAUAAUGCUGAUCAUACAAAUUCUGGUUUUCUAGAAGGUGUCUAUGUUUUAAUUCAUAGUUCUGGUAAAGUAUCAUGGCCAAUUCCAGUUCAAUUAAAAACAUCAUGUAAAGUCGAUAUUACAUUAUUUCCAUUUGAUCAUCAAAAUUGUGAAAUACAAUUUGGAUCAUGGAUGUAUACAUCUGAUUGGAUUAAAUAUAAAUUUCAAACAGAUCAACAUAAUAAAUCAACAACAAUGAAAAAUUGGAAAUACUCUACAAAAUUAUCAUCUCCUUUAAUAUCAUUAUUUUCAAAUAACUCAAAUCGACAUUUAAGUACAGAAAGAAGAGAUCAUGACGAAACAGGACAAGAUGACAUUGACAAUGAUAAUAGUAAUAUUGAGGAAGAUUAUCUGACUAGAAAUGCAUUGGAUACAUCAUCUUAUUGGGAUAGUACAGAUUGGAUGCUGAAACAUGCUAUAUUAUCCUAUACUCAUCGAUCUACUGAUACAUUGACUGUCUGGAAACCAACCACAAGUAUAAUAAAUAUUCAGUUUCAUGAUAAUAAAUUGGACACUAUACAAACAGACUUAGUAUUAAAACUAUUCUUACAAAGAAGAAGUUUUUUCUACAUUUGGAAUAUUGUCGUACCAUGUAUACUAUUAACAUUGCUUACAUUAAUCACAUUUUGGACACCAAUUGAUUCAGGUGAAAAAGUUACUUUAGGUUUAUCAGUAUUUUUAGCAUUUUCUAUGUUUAUGAUGUUGAUAGCUGAACGUGUACCGCCAACAGCCAAAAAUAUUCCACUUAUAGGAGUGUAUAUGACUUCAGUAAUGUCAAUAACAACUGGAACAGUUGUUGUGUGUGUAAUUGUCAUUAAUUUGGACGCCAAAGGUGAGAAGCUAUCACGUGCACCAAAAUGGUUGCGUCGUAUCACACAGUUUAGUUUAUUUCAAUUAUUCUACAAGGAAAAUUGUGAUGUGAAUGAAUCAGCAGCUGUUUCAUCGUUAAUAGAAAACUUUUCAACUAUAAAUUCAAUUCAAGAAAAAAAUUUAUUAAAAAUUAAUUCACAAAUUAAACUACUUACAAAAUUAAAUGAAUUACUUUUUAUAAAUCAAAAUUUAAAUAAACAAAUUAAAUUUAUCUAUCAUAAUUAUUUUAAAGAUGAAUUUUCAUUGAAUGGAACUUCAUCUAGUCCUAUCUAUUAUCAUAAUAUUAUUGUCAAUGAAUCUAAUCAUCAUGGAAAUUUAAUAGAUUUAUCAAUACCAUUAAAAGUAAAAUCAUUAUCAACUAGUCAAAGUAUAACAUUGAAUAGAACUAAUAUAAAUUCUCAAAUUCAUAAAGUAUAUAAAGUUUAUUCUUCUAUGGAACAAGAUUGUUUAUUGAAAAAUGAUCUAUCAUUAUCAUCAUCGUCGUCGUCAUCAUCAUCAUCAAUACUAAAUCUUACUACUUGUAAUAUUCAUAGUAAUAAUAAUCAUUCCCAAAGUGUAUAUCAAUUGAAUUUGAAAAGUCAAGAAAAUGUUAGAAAUGAAUUAAUUAAAUAUGAAUGGAAGGUGAUAGCUAAAAUAAUAGAUAGAUUAUUAUUUAUUACAUUUGUUAUUAUUACAUUAAUUUGUUAUAUAACCAUAUUUUUAUGGCCUUUAAUAUCUGGUUCUACUGUUUUAUAUCGAAAAGAUUAUUGAGUCAAGAUUAACUAUUACUUACUUACUUACUUACUUAUGCAUGUUACUUCUUGUAAAGGAACAUAGACCACUCAUCAGCAUUCUUUAUCCAACCCUGUCUUGGGCCAUCGUUUCAAGUUGUUAUUCAUCCUUUUCAUAUCUGUUUCUAUUUCUCAACGUAAUGUGUUUUUAAGCCUGCCUCUUUUCCAUUUCCCUUCAGGAUUCUAAAUGAGCAUUUGCCUUGUUAUACAGUUUGGUGAUUGCCAUAAUGUAUGUGCUAUCCAUUUCCAACUUCUUUUCCUAAUUUCCACUUCAGCUGGAAGAUGGUUUGUUCUCUGUCACAAAAUGGUGUUGCUGAUGUUAUCCGGCCAAUGGAUGUUGAGUAUCUUGCGUAGAUAAUUGUUCAUAAAUUCUUGUACUUUUUUGAUGAUAGUUGUAGUAGUUUUCCGAGUUUCAGUUCCAUACAGUAGGACUGUCUCGACGUUCGUAUUGAAGAUUCUGACUUUGAUAUUGGUUGAAAGUUGUUUUGAGUUCCAUAUGUUCUUUAAUUGUAGAAAUGCAGCCCUUGCUUUGCCAAUCCUCGCCAUUACGUCUGCAUCCGAUCCUCCUUGUUCAUCGGUAGUACUUCCCAGAUACGUGAAAGAUUCCACAUCUUCCGGAGUUUCACCAUCAAGUGUGAUUGGGUCAGUGUUUUCCGUAUUGUAUUUGAGGAUGUUGCUUUCUCCUUUGUGUAUGUUGAGGUUUACUGAUGCAGAGGCUGCUGCUACACUAGUUGUCUUCAUCUGUAUUUGUUCGUGUGUAUGCAAUAGAAGAGCUAGGUCAUCUGCGAAGUCCAAAUCGUCUAAUUGAUUUUGAGCUCUCCAUUGUAUUCCGUGUUUUCCUUCAGAUGUCGAAGUCCUCAUAAUCCAGUCAACCACCAGAAGAAAGAGGAAAGGGGAGAGUAGACAGCCUUGUCUGACUUAUGUCCUUACUUGGAAUGCAUCUGUCAACUGUCCUCCAUGAACGACUUUGCACUGUAUUCCGUCGUAUUAACCAUUAACCAUUUAACUUUUGUGAUUAUAUUAUUAUCUCCUUCAUAUGUAAUUAACUAUUUCAAGUGAUAUUACAGUUUUCGAGAUGGUGGAGAAGAUUUGUAGCUCAAGUGGAUGAUUUUGAUGGAGCUCUAAGAACAAAACUCCAUCAAAAUUACAGUUUUCUUCCCCAUAAUCAUAUGGAAUUAAAUGUUCAGACCAAUGUUUCUUCUUCUUCUUCGAAAUCCUAACCGUAACAUCGAUUUCUAUUAAAGAUUGAAUUCUAUUCUUAUUCAGUCUAUCUAGUUACAUAAUUUUUAACUCUCUGUAAUAUCUCGAUUCCUCAGAGAUUUAUUAUAUUUUUAAGGGAGUCAAACAUACUGUUUUCAUAUUGUCUGCUUGAAACACUAGUCUUUAAUUUUUUUACGUCUCUUUUUAAGUCAUUCUUGAUCGUACUUAUUUUGCGGCUCACAUGCCUUCGCCACCGCACGUCACUUCUCCUUGCUUCUCCGAUAUUUUGUCUGAAUCAACGAUGGUAUGAAAUAUAUGUAUUCAAAAACUCA